Amorphotheca resinae ATCC 22711 is the source of this 2488-nucleotide messenger RNA. RefSeq lists its product as hypothetical. The record is from RefSeq and is a predicted model, not a curated record. The transcript has 2 exons. The coding region runs from base 173 to 2443 and encodes 756 amino acids. Lineage: Eukaryota; Fungi; Ascomycota; Leotiomycetes; Helotiales; Amorphothecaceae.
UUUAAAUAAACAGCGAGUCGAACGCGACCCUGCGCCUUCAUCAGCCUUGUCGAGCAACGAAAGACUCCCCAGAUGCUACAUGACCAGCUUUAUGGUCAUCGUUGAAGCCUGGGGACGUCGGUCGUAAUAGAGACCGCCAGAACGCGUUGAUUUUCGUGGACUUCUAGUAAUCAUGGCUCCGACAAGCAACUCCGCCAAAGCGAUGCAGCACAACCGCCCCAGACCGACCGUACCAAAGCCCAUUGUGCCUGCUAUCCCGCUGCCUUACAUUCAGAAGCGCCAGCAGCAGCUAGCAGCACGCGAGAAUGCGAAGGAAGAGGCUGCACAAACACAAGUGGUGGAGCAGCAGUCUUCCCCAGCACCAUCUCUACCCGAGACAGCCCCCGCCACUGUCAACGGCCCAUCCGACACUCAUAGCACUGAAAAGUCUGAGGAAGGCGAUGGGGCUGCUGGGAAAGCUUUGGCAAGGGACGAGGUCAAACCUACCAUACCGGUCCAAGAAAGAGGAGAGCUACGUGGGGUUUCAAACCGGGAGGAGUCAGAGGCUUCAGUCCAAGAGAAGGCAUCAGACAAAGCACUUGAGACACACUCCAUACCCUCUGACGGACCAUCCUCAGCUUCGAGAUCGACCUUCCAGAUGCCCCCACCGUUUGUUCCCGCAAACCAGAGCCAAUCGAACGCAACGGCCUUCAAUCCUGUCAAGUUCCCGCCGCAACAAGUCUUGAACGGGCAUCAUGCUUCUCAAGCCAGUCCUGGAAGUGUUGUAUUCGGUGGGUACCCAGAAUCCAAUACUUCGUCACCUGCGCCACCCCUCUCUGCGGGCAAUGUUCCACCAUAUCCCUUCCAGCAGCUACCCCAGGCUGGACGUCAUGUUCAUCAUCCUUCAAACGGUACCCAUACGCAGCAUAUGACGAACGGUUUCUCCCCACUGGGACCUCCACCUCCGGGGUACUAUUUACGCCAAGACAAUUUCAUGAACCAAGGUCCUGGAUCAGAAAUCUAUGCUCGUCGACAGAUGGUGUCAUUUGGGCCCCCUAAUGGACAGUCGCCUUCAGGCACACCCUCCGGUUUCGACAAUCCACGUUUCGGCCCAUAUGAUCCUUCAACACCGCGGAGCUUCCAUGGUUCACAGUCUUCAGCUCCGAAUGAGCAAGAUAAUAACCCAGCUUUCUACAGCCAGUACCCGAACGCCGUCAAUUCUAGUGGAAGUAAUGGUCAUAUCGACGAUGUUCGCCUAUACCAGCAGACACGAAUGAAACCUCGCCCAGGUACUCAACCAUUGGCGCCUCCGCAUGGCACAUUUCCUAUGGGACUAUCUCCCGCCGCGGAUGACUAUGAUGGUCUUUUGGCUUACCUGGGAAAUCAGUUUGCUGAUGCUGAAUUGGCCGACUAUACUCUCGAGCUUCGUUACUCGGAUGAUCGCGCUCCUCCGGUCCGUAUUCCCGGCCACAAUCUCAUGUUUGCCCGAAGCCCAUACCUGAAAAGCCUCAUGAAAGCACAACCCCGAGAGAGCAGUGGCCUGUCAGUUCAACCUCUGUUCAUCGAGUCAGACGAUCGUUUCUUACGCUCCGAUGGCUUCUGGAUGGCGGUACAGAGACUGUAUGGUGGGCCUCUUUUGGAUCUAGGUGCUGCUGCGAUGCACCACUUGCCAAGAAGUGCUCGACAGACUUCACCAAUGCCUGGCACCCCUGCCGACCGUUUUGACCUUGCGCUCGGAUACGCGGCUGCUGGCCGUAUUUUGCAAAUCCCUCCAGUCAUCAAUCGAGGUGCAGAAAUUGCAUGCAUGUUAAUCAACUGGGACACAGUCGAAAAGGCCCUUGACUUCGCUAUAGAUGGUGGUCUUGAUUCGCAGUGGACUUGUAACACCCAACCAGAUCAGACUGUGACUCCAAGUACUUAUGGCCCGGCUGUGAAUAUGAUCAUCUUUAGCGCGUUGACCUUCAUUAUUACCUCGUUCCCUCCUAACUUCGAGCUCGAUACUUCCGUCCCUGAGCCAAGUCAUAACCGCAGACUCCCAACCGUACCCCAAGAUCGUUCGGCCGCUCCGAAUCCACGCCUGAGUUUUAUCAAGUUUGGCGAUCAUCCAAGCGAAGAUAGCGUUAAAUCGGAGACCGCAAACUCCAUUCCAGUAACCCUUUCAAAGGUCUUGCUCAAUCUACCAUUUCACCUGCUGAAAUUUGUACUGGAGUCUCCACGCUUGGGAAAUGUUGAAGGCUGGGCAAACAAUACCCUCAGGCAGAAGGCCAUGCAUGCAGUCAUCGAAGAGCGGGAGAAACGCAGACUUAAGAUUCUUGCCAGCCCCCAUGUUCCGGAAAGGACGCCGGAUCAAUUUGACGACACUGUACGCUGGCAAGAAGCUGUUGACACUCAUGGUGGGCACGAAGGAAAUCCGGUGUUGAUAAGAACUUGGUUCGAGAAGGGGGUUCCCAGUUCUGACAAGUGAUAUGUCUUCUAACAGAGGAUGACGACUAUGGGAGGGCAAUGAUAU